UGCUCAAGUCCCGAGGAGAAGUACUAGCGUUCAAGGAACCUAUCAUUUCUAUUGGAAGAAUCUUGCAAAAACCCACUACUCCAAUUUCAAGACAUCAAAUCCUCAUUGAUCAACCUUUGAAGAAAGAAAGAUCGAGCUUCUUGCUUGCCUGGAGAUCUAGAUUUCGCUUCGAUCCAGAUCUACUGAUAGCUAGAGACGGUUUAAGGUUCUAGGGUAUCAAGUCGAAGACGAUGAACACGUUCACACACGUUCCCCCUGGCUUUCGCUUCCACCCCACUGACGAAGAGCUGGUUGAUUAUUAUCUAAGGAAGAAGAUAAACUGUCGACGAAUUGACCUAGACGUCAUUAAAGAUGUGGAUCUUUACAAAAUUGAGCCUUGGGAUCUUCAAGAGCUCUGCAGAAUAGGAACAGAAGAGCAAAGCGAGUGGUAUUUUUUCAGUCAUAAAGAUAAGAAAUACCCAACUGGAACACGCACAAACAGAGCGACAGCGGCUGGAUUUUGGAAAGCAACAGGACGAGAUAAGGCCAUCUACUCUAAGCACGACUUAAUUGGCAUGAGGAAGACCUUAGUCUUUUAUAAAGGGCGGGCUCCAAAUGGUCAAAAGUCAGACUGGAUUAUGCAUGAGUACCGGCUUGAAACAGAAGAGAAUGGAACUCCUCAGGAAGAAGGCUGGGUUGUAUGCAGAGUAUUCAAGAAAAGGAUAGCCACCAUGAGAAAAGUUAGUGAGUAUGAAUCACCAAUUUGGUACGACGACCAAGUUUCGUUCAUGGCCGAAAUGGACUCGCCAAAGCAGCACUCUCAAUCAAAUUUGACUUACCAGUAUCCUUAUUCUUGCAAGAAGGAGACAAAUUUGCACUAUCAAAUUCCACCAGAUCACUUUCUGCAGCUCCCUCUUCUUGAGAGCCCAAAGUUGCUUCCAGCACCAGCCAGCAUGGCCUGCAAUUCUCUGCCUACAUACGGUAUCAACAUGACCCAUGCAAGCGCUUUGCAGUCUUCAGCACUAACACAUGAGCAUAUGAAUCAAUCUCAAGACCAGGGUCUGCACUCAGUUUACAGCAAUGACUUGAAUAAUGAACAGGCAAUGGAUCAAGUGACAGAUUGGAGAGUACUUGAUAAAUUCGUGGCUUCCCAACUGAGUCAGGAAGAAGUUUCCAAGGAAAAUGAUUGUUCCAAUGCUACAAACGCCUUUCCCACUUCUGAUAACUCCAAUUUGAUGCUCAGACAUUUGGAAAAGCAAGAAAUGGCACCAGAAAUGGCCUCAACAUCAUCCUCUAGUUGUCAGAUUGAGUUAUGGAAGUGAAACUUCUAAAUUAAAGCCAUAGUAAAUACCCCACAUAUUGGACACAGGAAGCACGUAUAGUGUUGGUUGAGCAGGGAGGUCAGUUUUCAGUUUUGUUGUAAAUAAUAAAACUAAUGUUGUAUAACCUUAACUACUCAGCCUGUGAAUACCACCUCCUAGGAGUCUAAAAAUUAUAUCUAAUUAGUCAAAAAAAACUGUCUUUAGCAAGAAAAGGGAAUUAUAGGUGAACUGUGGAGCAGGCCAUUGCUGCAUGAGUUGGAAUUUGCAGCAUCACCGUGAUGUUAUGUUCCAGGCUUCUAAGCUUGUCUAAUAACCACAGUCGCAGUUUAUGUAGUCGAGCUGUGGUUUAUUGUGUUUAAUUGAGUGCCUCUAGUGAACAGAACUAGCAUAAUAA
Molecule: messenger RNA, 1695 nt
Organism: Coffea eugenioides
Lineage: Eukaryota; Viridiplantae; Streptophyta; Magnoliopsida; Gentianales; Rubiaceae
Product: NAC domain-containing protein 7
Exons: 5
Coding region: 231-1301 (356 amino acids)
Biological process (GO): regulation of DNA-templated transcription
Molecular function (GO): DNA binding
Source: RefSeq, a predicted model, not a curated record